UCUAAACCCCAUUUCUGCCUGGAGGCCUCUCGCUCUCGAGCCCCUCGAAUCCAACCAUUCUUCUUCUUCUUCAUCAUCAGUUCCUCUCUCUCCAUCGCCGCCAUGUACCGAGUCGGUGCAGCCUUGUCCUCGUCUUUGAGGUCCUCUGCUUCCAGAGAACUGGUGCGCAGUAGAGUUGUACAUGGCAGAAAUUAUGUUGCCAAGGAUAUCAGUUUUGGCACUGGGGCUCGAGCCGCUAUGCUGCAGGGCGUUAACGAGCUCGCAGAGGCCGUUAAGGUCACCAUGGGACCAAAGGGUCGUAAUGUAAUUAUUGAGAAAAGCCACGGAGCACAUAAAGUCACAAAGGAUGGUGUCACUGUUGCCAAAAGCAUAAAUUUUGCUGAAAAGGCUAAAAAUGUUGGUGCAGAUCUUGUGAAGCAGGUUGCUAAUGCAACAAAUUCUGCUGCAGGCGACGGUACCACCUGUGCCACGGUCCUUACACAGGCAAUAUUCAUGGAAGGUUGCAAGUCUGUAGCUGCUGGUGUAAAUGUGAUGGAUUUGCGUAGUGGUAUUAGUAUGGCAGUUGAUGCUGUUAUGGAUGAGUUGAAGAGCAGAGCUAUAAAGAUAAGCACACCAGAAGAGAUAACACAGGUGGCAACUAUAUCUGCAAAUGGUGAGCGUGAAAUUGGGGAAAUGAUAGCACGUGCAAUGGAGAAAGUUGGAAACGAAGGAGUGAUUACUGUUUCUGAUGGAAAUACUUUGGAUGACGAAUUGGAUGCGGUGGAAGGAAUGAAGCUGGGCAGGGGAUACAUAUCUCCUUACUUUGUUACUGAUCAGAAGACACAAAAAUGUGAACUGGAAUAUCCACUCAUUCUUAUUCAUGACAAGAAAAUUUCAGAUGUGAACUCACUUGUUCAAAUAUUAGAGCUUGCUGUAAAGAAAAAUCGGCCCUUGCUUAUUGUUGCUGAGGAUGUGGAGGGUGAUGCACUGGCUAUGCUCAUUAUAAACAAGCAUCGUGCUGGAAUUAAGGUUUGUGCCAUUAAAGCGCCAGGAUUUGGGGAAAACAGACGAGCUAAUUUAAAUGACAUUGCUAUUCUUACUGGAGGAGAGAUUAUCAGUGAAGAAAGCGGCUUAAAUCUUGACAAGGUUAAAAUUGAAAUGCUUGGUACUGCAAAAAAGGUCACAGUUUCUCUUGAUGACACUAUAAUUCUUCAUGGAGGUGGGGAUAAGAAGCUGAUUGAAGAAAGAUGUGAACAGCUAAGGACCACCAUUAAGAAGAGCACUGCUAUUUUUGACAAGGAGAAAGCACAGGAGCGAUUGUCAAAACUAUCUGGUGGUGUUGCUGUAUUCAAGGUUGGAGGAGCUAGCGAGGUAGAGGUUGGAGAAAGGAAAGAUAGGGUUACAGAUGCUUUAAAUGCCACAAGGGCAGCAGUUGAAGAGGGAAUUGUUCCAGGUGGUGGCAUUGCUCUCUUGUAUGCCACCAAAGCUCUGGGGAAUAUCCAAACGGCAAAUGAAGACCAGAAGAGAGGGGUUCAAAUUAUUGAGAAUGCUCUAAAGGCACCUACUUUCACUAUUGUUUCAAAUGCUGGCGAUGAUGGUGCUUUGGUUGUUGGCAAGCUUUUGGAGCAAGAUGACCUUAAUUUGGGUUAUGAUGCUGCUAAGGGUCGUUAUGUUAACAUGGUAGCAGCUGGAAUUAUGGAUCCGUUGAAAGUAGUUAGAACAGCCUUGGUAGAUGCUGCCAGUGUGUCAAUGUUAUUGACAACAACGGAGGCUACUGUCGUGGACCUUCAAGGAGAGAAGAACCCACUUGCAAACCGCAUGCCUAACUUGGAUGACAUGGGUUACUGAUUCGGUUGACACGAACUUUGAAGUUUUGACAUUGUUAAGAUGCUAUGCUAGCAAUGCUCGACUUGUAUCGUUUCGGGAACAUGUAUCAUUCCUCCCUAGAGCUGUCGAACUUCUCGACCCAAGAGCUAACAGGUUUACAACUUCUACAAGAACAGUUACAGUAGCUCUUAGGUAACGUACAGUUUUGUUAUUUGCUAGAUUUAUCCUUCUAAUUAUAAUCCUAUUCCAUUCAAGGGCAGACACUGCUCAUCGUUGAUCUCUUUCUGGUUGAUUCAUGCCUUCAAAUGAGACCCAAAAAUGGGAUGAUAGAUGUGAUCGUCAAUUCCAGUUAAUGUUUGGAGGAAAAUGCAUUGGGGAUGAUUCCUGCCCAUUGUUCCUGUUUGCUCUCUUUCCUCAAGUGAAGGGAAAACAAGAUCUUCUAUUGCAAUUAGGCUUCCUUUUUGGCUACUGCUACUGUUUUAACAGUACAGUACUCUAUUGCAAUUAGAAUUAGGAGGGGUCUAUUUGUCUA
This is a messenger RNA of Diospyros lotus (date-plum), 2338 nucleotides long. RefSeq names its product chaperonin CPN60-like 2, mitochondrial. Gene Ontology annotation, biological process: protein refolding. The transcript has 17 exons. NCBI's taxonomy places the organism in Eukaryota, Viridiplantae, Streptophyta, Magnoliopsida, Ericales, Ebenaceae. The coding region runs from base 103 to 1827 and encodes 574 amino acids. Gene Ontology annotation, molecular function: ATP-dependent protein folding chaperone; ATP binding. The record is from RefSeq and is a predicted model, not a curated record. Gene Ontology annotation, cellular component: mitochondrion; cytosol.